ACAAAGUCGAGCACUCAAGCCCCGCUGCAUGCAUAUAUAGAUACGACCAGAUCCAUCGAUGUUAUCACUACGCUCUUCAGCACUCACAACUAGACAUUCUUCGUCUCGUUGAUCCUGCGAAUAUAUUCGAUUCUACUAGCUACAUCGAUCUCUGGAAGAAGUUGAUCAUCGAACGAAGCUAGCUAGCUAGAUGGGGUCUCUGAUGGCUGGUUGGGAUUCGCCGGUUCUUGGCGAUGGCACCAAAGCUCGUGUGACGAGGAACCGGUCCCUGACAAAGGAGGAGGUGGAGGCUUUCUGGCGGCAGCGCGGGAAGCCGGCGCCGGAGGACGGCGGCGACGUCACCUCGCCGCUUGGCUCCCCUGGUCGACCUAUGGAGAAGAGCCCGCUGGGAAGCUCGCAGAGGAGCAGGUCACCGGCGUCGUCUCCGGUGUCUGGCGUACACGAGGAGACGAUCGGCGCCGCCGACGCCGGCAAGAGCCGGGACUGGUGGACGAGGAGCAACUGGGCCUUCCUCAACGAGCCGCCGCAGGAGGAGAGGCCGGGAACGGCGCACACCUACACGCCGCAGUUCCACGUCGCCGCCGGCAACGCCUGACCGGACAUGCUCGUAGAGUGUACGCAAUACUAGUAGUACCACGUCACGUCACGCUGCUGGAAUGCCUAGGGUAGGCCCUACUGCCUUGACCGUACCGCGCGGAGAUGCACAAUAUGUCCAUAUGGGGUCAUUUCCCUGUCAAAUAUCCCUUGUACAAUAGAUGUAUUGUAAAUGUAUAUGUAAGUUGCGUAUGUAUUAUGUAAGUAAAAUACAGAGUGAAUUUCAAAAACAUAAAAUUAUAUGAGUUUCUCGGA
This is a messenger RNA of Triticum dicoccoides, 849 nucleotides long. RefSeq lists its product as uncharacterized. The transcript is spliced from 3 exons. The coding region runs from base 191 to 595 and encodes 134 amino acids. Lineage: Eukaryota; Viridiplantae; Streptophyta; Magnoliopsida; Poales; Poaceae. The record is from RefSeq and is a predicted model, not a curated record.